This is a messenger RNA of Hemiscyllium ocellatum (epaulette shark), 2952 nucleotides long. RefSeq names its product disks large-associated protein 1-like. Lineage: Eukaryota; Metazoa; Chordata; Chondrichthyes; Orectolobiformes; Hemiscylliidae. Gene Ontology annotation, biological process: signaling. Gene Ontology annotation, molecular function: molecular adaptor activity. Gene Ontology annotation, cellular component: postsynaptic specialization; glutamatergic synapse. Bases 1 to 2952 code for a protein of 983 amino acids. The record is from RefSeq and is a predicted model, not a curated record. The transcript is spliced from 11 exons.
AUGAAAGGGUUAUCAAGCAACCGAGGCCAACAUCAUGCAACUAACUGUGACCCUUUGUGUGAUACGUUGUCCCACCACCAGGAAAGGAAGCCAUACAUUCUCAAUCCAGUUGACUCCCACCAUGACGAUCAUUCCUAUUGCCCCCAGAGGAAUUCCUUUCACUCAGAGUGCCCGGUUCCAUUCAGUGAUCAAAUAUCUAGUAGUACUUUUCCCAGAAGACAUUACAGUUCACAACAUGACCUUAAGGAAGAAUGUGCCCUGGUGCCUGCACCUUCAUCCAACAAAACCAAUCGCAUCCCUGCCAACCUUCUGGACCAAUUUGAGAGGCAACUUCCAAUCCGCCGGGAUGGGUUCCACACAUUACAAUAUAAGCGGUCAGCCCUGGAACACCGAAGUGAAAGUCCAGGAAGAAUCCGCCACUUGGUUCACUCAGUGCAAAAGCUGUUUACCAAGUCACAUUCUCUCGAAGGACCUUCCAAAGGAAAUAUAAAUGGUAAUAAAGCAAGUCCUGAUGAAAUGCAUGCGACGAAACGUGGCAAGCGCAGCAAAAGCAAAGAUAGGAAGUCGGAACUGAAAAACAAAUCUAAUAUUUCAGGGUGGUGGAGUUCAGAAGAUAACUUGGAUGGUGAUGUAUGCAUUUAUCAUGGCCCAACAAAUGUAAUGACUAUGGGUCGUUGUCCUGACCGUUCAACAUCUCAGUACUUCAUGGAAGCUUAUAAUACUAUCAGUGAACAGACGUUAAAAACUUCCAGAAGCAAUAAUGACAUGAAAUGCACAACUUGUGUAAACAUCCCACUGAAUGUUGAUGCACAAAUCAUGAAGAAGAGUUCGUGGUCUUCAACAUUAACAGUGAGCCGAGCCCAUGAGGUUUUUCAGAAAUCCUCAAUGAAUCUUGAUAAUAAAACGGUCAUGAAAUCGGAGUCGUGCCAGAAAGAACGUUCAUGCCAGUAUCUCCAGGUUCCACAAGAUGAAUGGAGCGGUUAUUCUCCACAAAACAAAGACGAUGAAAUUCCCUGUCGACGAAUGCGCAGUGGGAGCUACAUUAAAGCGAUGGGAGAUGAUGACAGUGGCGACUCAGACACUAGCCCUAAACCUUCUCCAAAGAUUUCUGCACGGCGUGAGAGCUAUCUCAGGGCCACGCAUCCAUCCCUAACAGAGCUCAGCACACUCAAGAUAUCAAGCGAACAUUCUCCCAAACUUCAAAUACGAAGCCACAGUUACCUGCGCGCAGUCAGUGAAGUCUCAAUUAAUCGAAGUUUGGAUAGCUUGGAUCCUGCAGUGCUUCUUGCCUCGCCCAAGUUCCGUUCUCGCAACGAGAGUUACAUGAGGGCCAUGAGCACCAUCAGUCAGGUGAGUGAGGUGGAAGUUAAUGGACAAUUCGAAUCUGUUUGCCAGUCAGUAUUUAGUGAGCUGGAGUCCCAGGCAGUCGAAGCGCUGGAUUUGCCUAUGCCAGGAUGUUUCCGUAUGCGAAGUCACAGCUACGUGAGGGCCAUUGAACAUGGCUGCUCACAGGAUGAUGAAAGUUUGUCACUUAGGUCAGCAUCACCGCCUCGAACAACCACUACGGUGAGGACCAUCCAAAGCAGUACUGGUAGCAUCAAUAUUUCAACUGCAAAAUAUGUGUCAUCGUGUAUUACUACAUAUAAGAAGAAUCCUCCUCCAGUUCCACCACGGACCACAAUUAAACCAUUCAUCUCGAUCACUGCCCAGAGCAGCACAGAAUCUGCUCAAGAUGCAUAUUUGGAUGGUCAUACCCAGAGGGGUGAUUUAAACAGCCAGUCAGGACUAAGUAACUCUACAGAAAGUUUGGACAGUGUCAAAGCCUUAAAUGCUGCUAUCGAAGCUGCAAAUGCACAGGUUCAUGGACCAUCUAACAGUCAACAGCACAUUGACAACACACCAGCAAGUGACAAGGGAAUCCUGCCAGCAGGGGAAUCAAAGGCGGAUGUUUUGAGAAAAAACAAAUGUUCUUCUGUUGGAAUUCAGGUUGAUGGGCCUGACCAGCCCACUUUAGCAGAUUUCAACACAAACAAAUUUCAGUCAGUAGGAAUUCAAGUGGAGUCAGAGAAAUGCUUUCGAAGAUUUACACGGUCAAACAGUGUGACAGCAGCAGUACAGGCAGAUCUGGAUGAUCAGGAACACCCAGAAGACUCAGUAGGACCCGAGGAAGUGGCUUCAGGCCCAUUGAUAAGGCAAUUUUCCAAAGAUGCAAGUACAUCCACAGCUAGCUUUCUUGGAGUGGAGGGAAAUCACGUGCAGGCCUACGCACAGGAACAUGAAUUUGACUCAGACUUUGAUCCUUCUUUUCUGCCUCCUCCUGAACCCUGGAUCGACUCUGUAUCAGAGGCCAGUGUAGAAGCAAGUCAGAGGGCAGUGUGUCAAAGGGAUGGCCGAUGGUUUAUGAAGUUGCUUCAAGCCGAGAAAGAACGAAUGGACGCCUGGUGUAAACAAAUGGAAAAGGAAGAACAAGACAAUGAUCUUCCGGAGGAAAUUUUGGGGAAAAUACGAAGUGCUAUUGGAAGUGCUCAACUGUUAAUGUCACAGAAGUUCCAACAAUUCAGCGGACUAUGUGAAGAAAACAUGAAUCCAAAUGCUUGUCCUCGAUUAACCUCCCAAGACUUGGCAGGAUUUUGGGACAUGCUGCAGUUGUCUAUUGAAAAUGUCAGUAUGAAAUUUGAUGAGCUGCAUCAACUGAAGGCAAGCAAUUGGAAGCAGAUGGAACUUCCUGAAAAGAAGGAGAAAAGAAUUCCUCCUCCUGUGCCAAAGAAACCACCAAAGGGUCAAGUGCCCCUCAAACGUGAAAAAUCACUGGAAGCCACAGAGAAACAAAGGCAGGAGGCACGGAAACGCCUGAUGGCUGCCAAGCGAGCUGCAUCUGUGAGACAGAACUCCGCCACAGAAAGUGCAGACAGCAUUGAAAUUUAUAUCCCAGAGGCCCAGACCAGACUAUAA